Amaranthus tricolor (Joseph's coat) is the source of this 1195-nucleotide messenger RNA. RefSeq names its product auxin-responsive protein SAUR66-like. The transcript has a single exon. The coding region runs from base 66 to 617 and encodes 183 amino acids. NCBI's taxonomy places the organism in Eukaryota, Viridiplantae, Streptophyta, Magnoliopsida, Caryophyllales, Amaranthaceae. Gene Ontology annotation, biological process: response to auxin. The record is from RefSeq and is a predicted model, not a curated record.
UAGGACAUAUGCCACAUGGUUUUGUUUCUACCAAAUAAGAACAAUGCCAGCCACCAUGAAUUGAUAUGUCUCGAAGUGCAAGCUAUAAAACUCUUAUCAUUUCCCUAUUCUCAAACUCAUCCCAACCAAGAGCUUCUACAUUUCUUGUUUACUUCAAAUAUUUACUCAGUUUUUCCAAGAUUUCUUUCUCUUCCCUCAUAAAAUUACACAAAAUGAUCUGCACAAAGAAGCUUAUUAAGCUCGCAAGAAAAUGGAGAAGGAUAGCAGCUGCCAGCAGAAAGGGGAUCUCUUGGCCACGACCAGUGGCUAACGAGGGUCACUUUGUUGUCUACACAGUAGAUGGAAGACGAUUUAUGAUUCCUUUGGCUUGUCUCAAGAGCGAGAUAUUCAUUGAGCUCCUCCAAAUAGCUGAGGAAGAGUUUGGAGUAGCAAGUUCAGGGCCAAUUAUGCUACCUUGUGAUUCAAAUUUCAUGGAGUACGCACUCGCUAUGAUACGAAGAGGUGUAGCUGUAGAAUUGGAGAAAGCACUAAUCAUGUCCUUAGCUACCUGCAGAUACUCAUCAUUGUCACGAGAACAUCAACAACAAACUGAAUCACACUUCAUUUGUAGUUACUAGAGAAGAAAUUCACUGUCUUCUCUGUUGUACAAAACAUAUAGUAAAAUUUUGCCAAGAAAAUUAAUGAGAGUUUAGGAUAGAAGUUCUGAUUAAACAAUUAUUGCCAUUCUUUAGUAGUUUCUCUUUUGCGCUUGAUAUUAACCGCACAAGAUCUAUAACAAAAUCGCACCACUUUUAGGAUGUUUCAUCAUACGUUCCAAUCAAAUUAUAAAAGUUCAAAGAUCCAAAUGAAAAGGAAUAAUAAGAUGCUUUCAUUGUCGCCUUGUUGUAUAGAACAAAUACAAAAAUUUGCCAAGAAAAUUAAUGAAAGCUUAGAAUAGAAAUUUUGAUCAAACAUUUUUUGCCAUUUUAGUAGUUUCUCCUUUGCGCUUGAUAUUAACUGCCCAAGAUCUAUAGUAGAAUCAUGUCUCCUAUAGGAAGCUUCAUAUGUUCCAAUCAAAUUAUAUAAGUUCAAAGAGUCAAAUGAAACAGGAUGAGUUCGAUUUCAGAGAAACCAAGGAUUGGGGAAAUAGAGGAUUGAUCGCCAACCAUUUAAGGAAAAAUUCUAUAAACUGAAGAGUCUUUAAUUUCCAGAACUC